UAGAACAACACGCUCCCGACCUAAAACAUCUAAAAACACUGUCCGAACAACGCAAUCCAACUCUUUGAGUGCAUUUAAGUCAACGGGGAAAUAUCGGACUAACGAAAAAUGUCCAGAAAAGGAAAGAGAAAUACAACAAAAAGUAAAAAGCUUGACGAGGAAGAAAUCGAUCAGCUGUCUCAAGUCAGCAACAGCAUGGAUGAUGACACGCAGCCAGAUGACGCGGUUCCCAGCGGGGAAGCUCAUAUGAGUUUAAUUCUAAAAGAGCUGGGAGACUUUAGAAAAGACUCCUGCCAACAACUCAGCGGAAUAAAGGAAGACAUCAAUAAAAUCAACAAAAGAAUGGAGGAAGCAGAGGAACGAAUUGACGCAGCCGAGACCAGGAUCCAGUCAUGGGAAGAGGUGGUAUCUGGCCUAGUGAAGCUACAGGUACAGACAGAGGCUAAACUGACGGACCUAGAGGGACGAACACGCCGCGAGAAUGUAAGGAUUUACGGAGUAGAGGAAGGAGCAGAAGCCAUGUCGACAUCGGUGAUCGCAUUUGUGGAAGAGCUACUAAUUAAAGGCCUGGAACUGACCCCCUCUACGCUACAGAUUGAGAGGGCGCACCGUGCGCUCGUCCCCAAACCUCCGGCCGAGGCCUCACCGAGAUCUCUGGUGGUGAAAUUUUCAAGUUUUAAAAUGAAAGAAGACGUAAUCAAAAAAGCCUGGCAGAAAAAGGGUUUUUAUUUCAAAGAAAGAAAGGUCAACGUGGACCAUGAUUACGCACCUGAAUUGCAGAGAAGGAGGAGGCAGUAUGCGGAAGCUCGGCUGAGGAGGCAACAGCAGACAUGGUGAAGAGAGGGAUAACAGUGACUGUCCUAAAAAAUCCGAGCUCGCUACUGGACCAGAUUAACCGGCUGACCUGGGAACCCAGCAGAAAGCGAGGAGGUCAACUACACCCGAGCUCCAAGCAACAUUACAAGGAACGGCUCCGAAGCUUCGACAUCGGGAUAUCUGAUAAGUAGCCUAUGUUUCAUAAACGCCCUCUUUAAUGGAUACUCCUUUCU
Notothenia coriiceps (black rockcod) is the source of this 1049-nucleotide messenger RNA. RefSeq lists its product as uncharacterized. The record is from RefSeq and is a predicted model, not a curated record. Lineage: Eukaryota; Metazoa; Chordata; Actinopteri; Perciformes; Nototheniidae. Bases 109 to 837 code for a protein of 242 amino acids. The transcript has 2 exons.